GCUGUUCAUAUACUUCCAGCUAUGUUACAACCUCUGCUUGCGAUACAUAACGGUAGCAGCUCUGGACAUGGAAGUGCAGACGUCUCAUCAUCCGACAUCCAAAGCGCCCCAAAUCACAUAAUCAAUCGUGUUGGAACAUCUGCAACGAUCGAGAAUGGACCCGAGAUCUCUACCGAAGACGCUUGGGACCAGCAGAAUCUUCUCAGUCUGGAUGGCGGCGGGAUACGAGGAUAUUGGAGUCUUUUGGUGCUGGAGAAAUUGAUGGAAAAUGUCGCAUAUCAAGAAACAAAACAGGGUUCGGGUGAAACUGAGCCUGCUAAGGAAUGCGGUAGUUUCGCACCUCAUGCGUUUCCUGAGGGCGCUACCCACGAAAAGCUCACUAAAGACGAGCUGGAGAGCGAGAAUGCUCAUAAUGGCGAUAGCGUACCGGCUAGCCACUUCAGAGGCAGCCGUAAAUUUCUGCCGUGUCAUUACUUUGAUUAUAUUUGUGGGACCAGCACUGGAUCACUCAUUGCAAUUAUGCUUGGUAGAUUUAGAAUGAGUGUUCUCGAUUGCCUGGGUGAAUACGAAAGGAUGGGGAAUCGGGUGUUUGGCAAACCACGACCAUUGUCAAGAAGAGACAUAGUAGGGGGACAAUGGUGUCGAUACAGUACGGAAGAUAUGAAAAGUGUGCUGAAGGACGUAAUUGCUCGACGUAGUGAAAGGGCUCAACGCAUCAACGACACGCAACUACCUUCUAAUCCAACUAUGUGUAAAGUAUUCGUUACCAGCCUGCGGAAUGAUAAAAAUAACCAGAGCGAGCUCAAGCCGUACUUGUUUCGAUCAUAUGAUCAUGAAAGGAAACAAGAACUGCCUCUACAUCCAAACGGUCGCGUAACUACAGAUCAACCACCGAUGUCUUCAAAUAGAAAAAAUUACGGCCAAGCUGAUACCCUGAAGAUUUGGCAGGUGGCAAUGGCAGCAAUAGCAGCUCCUUCGUACUUCAAGCCGGUCAAAAUUUCGAGGAGUACGAUCGAGAAAAAGAUAGACACAUACUUCUCCGACGGUGGCUUUUCCCAUCGCAGUAAUCCAACAGACGAAGGCAUCAAAGAAAUCGAGGAGUUGCAUAGUAAAGCAAAUGUUGGACUGGUCGUCAGCGUUGGAAGUUCUAAAGGCACCGGAAAGCCCACACGAAUCUUUGCCAAGCGACAAAUUCGACGAGCUUUCGAGGAGUCCACAGAUACGGAGAAAGUACACGAUGAAGUGGCAAAAUCAAUGCCUAAGAAUUACUGGCGGCUCAAUGACAGUGUCUCGGGUAUGCAUGUUGAAUUCGACGAGUGGGAACCUCGUGGCCGCACACAUGGAAAGGAGCCUGGAGAGGAGACGCUGAAAACAAUAAAGAAUCACUUCAACAAAUGGGCCAACGAUGGAAACAAUGAAAGAUAUCUGAGAAGCUGCGCGAAAGCACUGGUCGAGAGGCGGAAAGCCAGGGCAAAGGACGCGUCCAAGUGGGAAGCCUAUGCAACCGGUGCGGUAUUCUUAUGCACGUUCAGCGCGUGCCCCAACACUAAAUACGCCUCCAAAUAUGAACUAGAAAAUCAUCUACGGAGCGAUCACUUUGUUGACGAUGACGAGGAUAUCACGAGAUAUGUCAAGUCAAUGACUAGAAGGUGGCAAUAUCAAACACGUCCAAGAAAUGAUGGUUGA
Periconia digitata is the source of this 1686-nucleotide messenger RNA. Lineage: Eukaryota; Fungi; Ascomycota; Dothideomycetes; Pleosporales; Periconiaceae. The record is from the annotation of a GenBank genome assembly.